CUUUGUGAAAAACUCAAGGCAUCAGUGGUGAGAGCUCAUUCUGUUGAAGUGGCCGGCUUUUGAACCAUGCCCCAGUCUGAGCACCAGGAAAGCUAAGUCCACAGGGAGAAGUGCAGCUUUGGGAACUAGGGCCUUGCAUUGUGAUUUAUUGCUACAGGAGGAGUGAGUAGAGGAGAGAACCUCUGAAGACUUGGACAAAGAGAGAGACAGAGACAUGAGUCCUGCGCACUGCAGCCCGGUGAAGACAGAAUAUAAUAUACACGUGAAACCAUAACUGCAGGAAAACAUCCAUCUCACUACUGGUAACAAAAAGGGAGGCCUGGAGGGAGUACCAGUAGCUGCCCAUCUAUCCAUUCAGUCAGCCAGCAGCAAUGCAAGGGCUGAUGUGGAGUCUGUGCGCCUUGCUCUGCCUCUCCCUCUGGCAGGAAAGUUACUGCAGGAGCUCCAGGGAAGCCCGGAGGACCAAAGAGCCUUCUCUCCACAGGAGUAAAAGAGCUCCUCUGGAUCCUGAUGCCAAAAAAUGCUCUUAUACCUUCCUUGUACCUGAGCAGAGAAUCACAGGUCCAAUCUGUGCCAGCACCACAGGCCCAGAGCCAGACAAGGAAAGAGUGACCCGUAUGGAGAUUGCAGAUGUGCGGGAAGUGCUCAACAAACAGCGCCGUGAGAUUGAGACGCUGCAGCUGGUGGUAGAUGUGGAUGGUAACUUGGUGAAUGAGAUGAAGCUGCUGCGGAAAGAGAGCAGGAACAUGAACUCCAGGGUGACCCAACUAUAUAUGCAGCUGCUACAUGAGAUCAUCAGGAAGAGAGACAACUCCUUGGAGCUUGCCCAGCUGGAGAACCGUGUCCUCAAUGUGACCUCAGAGAUGAUGCGACUGGCUUCAAGGUAUAGGGAGCUAGAGGCCCGUUUUGCCACAAUGGCCGGAGUGGUCAACAACCAGUCCAUUCUCAUAUCUGCACUGGAGGAGCAGUGUAUGAGGACGCUGGGACGCAGUGAGUUGCCUGCAGUUCCCCCUCUGGUGCAGGUGGUACCGCAGAAUAUACCAGUCAACAACCGUUUCACGAAUGAGAUACAGAGGGACAAUAACAACAGGGAGUUCUCCCGUGGACCACGCAUCAACCCACCUACAAUAAGCCCUUUUGGGAUUGACCCUCCACCACCGCAAGGAACGCUUACCUCUGAUGGUCCCUUCAAGGACUGCUACCAGGUGCGAAAGGCAGGCUACACCACCAGUGGCAUGUACCUUCUAAAGGCAAACGGCAGUGACCGACUGAUCCAAGCCUGGUGCGAGCAUGGCCUCGACAAUGGAGGAUGGACAGUUUUGCAAAGGAGGAAAGAUGGCUCUGUCAACUUCUUCCGUAACUGGGAGAACUACAAGAAAGGCUUUGGUAACAUAGAUGGCGAACACUGGCUCGGACUGGAAAACAUCUACAAUCUUACGAAACAGGGUGAUUACAAGCUGAUGAUAGAGCUGGAAGACUGGACAGGAAAGAAGGUGUAUGCCGAGUACAGCAGCUUUCAUCUGGAGUCUGAGAAGGAGGGCUACCGGCUCAGGCUAGGCACCUACCAGGGCAAUGCUGGUGACUCCUUUAGCAGUCACAACGGCAAACAGUUCACUACACUCGAUCGUGACAAGGACUCCUUCUCUGGUAACUGCGCCCAUUUCCACAAGGGCGGCUGGUGGUACAAUGCCUGUGGACAGACCAAUCUGAAUGGGGUGUGGUACAGCGGGGGAGUUUACCGCAGCAAGUUUCAGGAUGGAAUCUUCUGGGCAGACUACGGGGGCGGUUUCUACUCCCUAAAAUCAGUCCGCCUCAUGAUGCGGCCAAUUGACUAAGACCAUGAACCGUGGUUCUUUCAGAUGCAUCUCAGUCUCCAUCCUUCUCUUUCUCUACCCAUAAAUAAAUAAAUACUGUAAAGGCAGAAGCAGGAAUCUCUGCCACAGCUGAGGAAGAGGUAGUGACAUGUUUAUGGCCAACAGUCCACUCUGUGGCUAGUUAACUGUUACGCUGACAUGAAGACUGAUACCACUGCCUUCCCCAAGUAACUACUCUCCACCUCCUAUCAGUGUGGACAGUCCAUCAAGUUCCCUGAGGCCUUUUAGUAUGACUAUGUCCUAUUUUACUCACUCUUCUUGAGAUUAAGUAUGUUAUAAAGGGAAAUUAUUAUUUACUACAGUGAUGAGAUUUCUUCUGAGCAGCUAAUGGUGACUUAUUGAAAGUAGUGUUCCCCAUAGGAUGGGGCAUUGAAUAAACUGCGAUGUUUAAUCGUGGUAGCAUGAAAAUGAAUGCAAUCUAAAGUAGUGCUGAGAAGACCUGACCAACAGUGAGAGGAAAUAAAUAGUUCACCUACUGUCUACUGUUUCUACUGGAUUUUCUGGACUUCUGGGGCAACGACCGACCCCCAGCAUCCACUCACAAACCCACCGACCGAACAGAAACAGAACCUGUGCAACAAUGUGCUUGUUCAAUGUGCAUAUGGCUGAGACCGCUUUAGUAUGUAAAUAUCUUUGGCUUUAUUUGUGAAAGUUAAUUUAAAAAGGUUGUGAUUCUACUCAGGCCAAAUGUUCACAAUGUCAUCACUCUGCCAUUCUUUGUUAUUUAUCAGUGUAUUUAUAUUUAAUAAUAGUCAUGGUAUUGUUAUAUCUAGCCCUGUAACAGUACAAUUCUUUACACUUUUCUUAUCCAGUGUAGAAAUGCAUUAGUAGCACUUCAACACACAUACACACACACACAUGCAAACACACAAGACAAAACUAACCUGGAGUGGAUAUCUAGUUGACUUUAGGAUGGACAAGUUGUGACAUGAACUACCAGCCAUCAAAGAAUUAAAUUCUUUCAUAAACAAACUGUCUCACUUUUCACUAAGCUUCUUGUUCUAAUAAAUAGCAGGAGUUUCAUAAAAUCAUUUCCCACACGAAUACAACUGCAAGUGUCAGUGUGUAAAAUAUUAGCACAGCAAUUUUAUUUAUAAAGGAUGACAGCAUCGCCUAAGAUAAGCCACUUUAUUGGAUCUGAUUUAGUUGCAAUCCAAGCUGUCAUAGCACUGAGUAAGAUCAGGGAGACUUCCAAUUAAAGGAAGCGAACAGAACAGAAAUUAGCUCUGACCACACACGGGGACAGCAUUUACAAAUUUACAGUAGGUCAGAUGUGAGACAAGAAUUGUCAUUUAUGUCCCGUUUAGCCGAAGAUACAAAGCCAUCUCAAAUUUUUCAGAAAACUUAAUAAAACAACAUAAACUGCCAUCAUUAAACAUCUUCUAAUUUGGAAACAAGUCAACAAACUAGUAUUGACCAGUCAUCUUAAAUUAUGGCUCCACUAGACUUUUCUUUUAGAAGAACUGUAAGUCAAAGCAGACCGAAGCUUUGCACUCUAAAGGUCCGGGGCAGAUGAGGACUAGCCGUACUAGAGCCUGACGCAGAGGACUGUAGGUUACAGGAAUCGGUUAUGAAAACCUCCCGGCCCCAACCCCGCUGGCAGGAUUUUUGAUGUGAGAUAUUUGACACUUUAAACCUGCUGUUUUCCAUUACAUUAGUUAUUCCAAACUCUGAUGCUCGUGUCCCACAGCUACCACUACUCAGCAACAGCAAGCUGUUGUUGGAGCACCACUGAGCUUAAUUCUGGCAUUCUGUAAAAAUCUCUCUCCCCUAACAAGAGGCCAAAAACAGAAAAUACAUGCUACAGCAUCACGUUAAUAAAAUUACACUGGGACUAUCAUAAAUAUUAACAAGCUCUUGAUCAGUGACAUCCUGUUCAGAGAAGUGUAGCACCAAGUUACACGAACACAAAGGAUAUUUUUAAUCUGUUUGUGCAACCAAGCAGAUCGCGGCCAACAGCUGUUGGUUCAACUGUGUAAUUGAAAUCGAAAACUUUAUUAUUUUUAGCAUUUAAAAUCAGAUGCAAAUCAAAUAGGUUUUAUUUUCUUCCAUGUGUACAGUACCUAUGAUCCUGUAUUAGAUAUUAGAUCACUUGUCGAGCAGUGUUUAGCAAUACCAAAGACAUUGGUGGCAAAGUUUUGCUACUGGUGUACUGCUUUUGCUAGACAAGGUAGAAGGACAGGAAAUAUUUUAAACUACAUGAAUGGUUUUAUUCCUAGAGUUAACCCAUAUGUUUCUAUGGGCUCUUUGUCCCUACGUGAUUUGCUAGAGAUCAAGGAUGUGAGCUUAGACAGGAGGCAGCAGUGUCUGCCAAACCUAAUAGUAGGUCAGAGAUCAGACUGUUGCACAUAUACACAGUUCAGCACAAAUGUGUCACUGUAGAGCCAACACAUGGCUCUUUCUCCAGACCGUUUAUUGCCAGUGAUAGGCAUCACACCCAAAAAUAAUGGAAAUUGAGCACAGUCACAAACAUGUCAAGAAGUCAUUCAAAUAUAGUUUAGAAAACGAAACCUUUUGGUAAGAAAAAAAAAACCAACAUGGUCAUUUUAGCCCUCUGUUCUAAGUCGGGACUUUAAUUUACGGCAACACCCAAAUUCAGCAGGUACUGUGUUUAGACACCAGAGAGGUCAAUAUGCGAACAUCAAGAGAAACCAAACUCAAAUUUAUUCCUUAAACACACCCAACACUUAGCUGGGAGUGAUGCUCUGGAACAAGCACUGCGACUCUCAGUCUCCUGCUCAUUCAUUCCCGUUUUCUCCACCCUCGGAGGAAUCGGGAGAAUUUACGAUUAAGGGAAAUGUGCAGGAACAAGAAAGUGGCAAUUUCUCUUUCUCUCGAGCGCCAGGUUGGCUCGAUCCAGUCCUGAGGCAGCCAGCUGGUCACACAUCCACAAGCAUCAUAGACAAGUUUAUACUGUAAGUAAAGACCAUGCAAAUCCCACAUAUAUGCCCUAGAAAACUCCACCCCAAGACAGAGCAACAAAUGACGAAUGACAAAAGCUUACCGAAAAGUAAGUUUCCUUCUGAUUAACAUAUACACAAUGACGACACAGUUUAGAUGUGCAUUUGUCUUAUUGUUUUACAGACAUCCAUGAUGGAGCACAGUGUGGGAAAAUGGGUGACUUAAACUUUCUUUAAUGGCAAACAGACUCUUGCGCGCUGCGUAUUUGCUUGUGUCUGUUUGUUUGUGCAUACUUGAGUGUCCAAGUCUGAAUCGCACAGGGGUAGCUGUGAUACGAGGCUGAUUGAAAGGGAGGGACUGUGGCAGGUUAAAAAAAAGUUAUUUAGCCAACCUGAAGUCAAAACAAGAACAAACAGUUCAGCUAUAAAACCACACACAUGGGCAUGAACGUUUUCCUUGCAAACUCGUAAGGGAUUCCUGUGUGAUGUCAUACUGUGGAGCCAGGGGGAAAAAGGAAUAUGAAUAUUCAAGGGAAGGAAAAAAAAA
Messenger RNA from Oreochromis niloticus (Nile tilapia), 5321 nucleotides. It is a transcript of the gene angptl1a, whose product is annotated as angiopoietin-like 1a. Bases 372 to 1835 code for a protein of 487 amino acids. The transcript has 6 exons. The record is from RefSeq and is a predicted model, not a curated record. Lineage: Eukaryota; Metazoa; Chordata; Actinopteri; Cichliformes; Cichlidae. Gene Ontology annotation, biological process: blood coagulation.